AUGACGGAGGGGAAGUUUUCGAUAUUCACGGCGGCAACUCCCAGUAUUUCUUGCUCCUCCUCCUCCUUCCUCAUGAACUAUUUACUUUGCUUCUCUGUAUAUCUAUCCCUAAUUCUCAGCUCUUUGGAGAAGGGCUUUGCCUUGGAAGAGAACCAGAAUCCCCAUACAGUUGAAACCCAUCCAGUUUCUCAUACAGUUGAACUCAAUUCUCUGCUGCCAGCAACCUCAUGCAGCCCUAGCUCCUCCGCCAAAGGCGGUGAGAACAAGGAGUCAUCAUCUUCAUCGGUACUAAAAGUGGUACACAAGCACGGACCAUGCUCUCGAAUCAACAAGAACAAAUCCAAAACUCUAACUCAUGCCCAAAUCCUCAACCAGGACCAAGCCCGAGUCGACUCAAUCCACUCCCGAUUCAACAUCAAUAAAUCACCAUCCACAACUACUGUCGGCAAACCCCGUCCAUCCGCCGCCACCACCAUCCCCGCCCAGUCCGGAAGCGUAGUGGGCUCGGGCAAUUACAUUGUCAACGUGGGUCUGGGCUCACCCAAGAAGCAGCUUUCCCUCAUUUUCGACACAGGCAGCGAUCUAACGUGGACCCAAUGCCGCCCAUGUGCUGGUUCGUGUUACGACCAGAAGGAGCCCAUCUUUGACCCCGCAACCUCCGCCUCCUACGUCAAUGUUUCAUGCAAUUCUGCCACAUGUUCCCAGCUGGCGUCAGCCACGGGAUACAGCCCCCGCUGCUCCACCUCCACAUGCAUCUACACCAUUCAGUACGGAGAUCGGUCCUUCUCCGUCGGAUAUUUAGGGAAAGAGCGGCUGAGCCUGACGUCGACGGAUGUUUUUGAUGGAUUUUUGUUCGGAUGCGGCCAGAACAACAAGGGCCUCUUCGGGGGUGCCGCCGGUUUGCUCGGUCUUGGCCGGGAUAACAUCUCCCUCAUCGAGCAAUCCGCCUUGAAAUACAACCGGUUCUUCUCCUACUGCCUCCCCUCCACAUCUAGCGGCACUGGAUACCUCAGAUUCGGCAAAGGCGGCCAAUCUUCCAAGGGCGUGAAAUUCACACCCCUCGUGGACGUCUCCGACGACGGGUCGUUUUACGGCCUCAACGUGGUCGGGAUUAGCGUUGGCGGGAAAAAAUUACCGAUUUCCGGUCAAGUUUUUUCCUCCUCGGGGACGAUUAUCGAUUCCGGGACGGUGAUCACGCGCUUGCAGGCGACCGCAUACAGGGCACUGCGGGACGCGUUUCGGCAGCGGAUGAAGAGCUACACCUCGGCUCCGGCGCUUUCUAUUCUCGACACUUGCUACGACUUCAGCAAUGUUAAAACGCCGACGUAUCCGAAGAUUUCGUUUGCUUUCGGCGGAGGGAUGACGUUGGAUUUGGACGAGACGGGGAUAAUGUAUGUGGCGAGUGCCAAUCAAGUUUGCCUGGCGUUUGCCGGGAACGACGACGACAGCGACGUUGGGAUAUUUGGUAACGUUCAGCAGAAGAGGCUGCAGGUGGUGUAUGAUGUAGGUGGUCGUAAAAUAGGAUUUGCCCCUGCGGGAUGCCCUUGAGCACGAGGGCUUAUGUGAUUAGUUGCCUAAUUAGGCUGGCUAAAAAGUUUGAUUAAGCCACCAGCAGCAGCAGCAACAUAGGGCAAAUUUUAUAACAGAAAAUGUAAUAGUAAGACAUAAUUAUACAUAGACGAAUUGGCACAAACUAUAUAUAGUGACAAUUGGUUUGCGUGUGUUAUAGGUAAAAAAGAAUUCAAGUAUGCAAGCAGCAACUUGAAUAAAAAUAAAAAAAUAAAAGUACUUUCUGUC
Messenger RNA from Pyrus x bretschneideri (Chinese white pear), 1797 nucleotides. RefSeq names its product aspartyl protease family protein At5g10770-like. The transcript is spliced from 3 exons. Gene Ontology annotation, molecular function: aspartic-type endopeptidase activity. The record is from RefSeq and is a predicted model, not a curated record. Gene Ontology annotation, biological process: proteolysis. Bases 1 to 1548 code for a protein of 515 amino acids. Lineage: Eukaryota; Viridiplantae; Streptophyta; Magnoliopsida; Rosales; Rosaceae.